CGUAAAGAAAGAAGACGCAAUAAGAAAUGCAGAGGCUUCGAGAGGCGAAAGCUACAACGCCAUGCCAAUCGCCACCGCCACCUCGGGGCGGAGCAAAUGGGCGGCGAUGGCCGCGAGCACGUGGAUCCAGUGCUCCACCGGCGGAUCCUACUGCUUCGGAGUCUACUCGCCGGCGCUGAAGGCGUCGCAGGGCUACGAUCAAUCCACCCUCGACUCCGUCGCCUUCUUCAAAAACAUAGGCGCCAACAUCGGCGUGCUCUCCGGCCUCCUCAUCUCGUCUCCUUCCGUUCACGAGCGGCCUUGGAUCGUUCACCUCGCCGGGGCGGCGCAGUGCUUCGUGGGGUACUUUUUCAUGUGGCUCUCCGUGGCCGGCUACGUCGCUCGGCCACCGCCGGCGCUGAUGUGCUUCUACAUGCUUCUGGCGUCGCACGCCCAGACGUUCUUCAACACCGCCAACGUGGUCACGGCGGUCGAGAACUUUCCGGGGAGCCGGGGAACUGCAAUCGGCAUCAUGAAGGGUUUUCUGGGUCUUAGUGGAGCAAUACUGAUCCAGAUAUAUCAGACAAUGUUCAACGAAAACCCAACAUCUUUCAUACUGAUUCUUGCAUUGUUGCCAAAUAUCCUCACAUUACUAUUAAUGCCCAUUGUUAAAGUUGAUCAUAGAAAGAGUGUAUGCGAGAAGAAAUUUCUGGAUGCAUUUUCACUCAUUGCUAUGAUAGUUGCUGGUUAUCUUAUGCUUGUUAUAAUUGGAGAGAGCAUACUAAGAAUGGGAUCAGUAGCUCAGAUAGUGAUAUUUACAGUUCUCAUGAUGAUGCUCUUGUCUCCAACAGCUGUUGUGAUGAAAGCUCAGAUGACAGAAGCAAAGAUGCUUGAUGCAGAUUUUCUUCAUGAAAGAGCCACUCUGAUAGUAAAGCAUGAUGAUCCUAUUUUACCAAACAGAUUAGCUUCUGGGACUGGACAUGACCCGUUAGACCAAGAUUUGAUCCUACUGCAAAGAGGAGACAAUUUCAACCUAACACAGUCCAUGUUGACAUGCGACUUUUGGUUAUUGUUUAUAGCCAUGGCAUGUGGCAUGGGUUCUGGAUUGGCCACCGUAGACAACAUCAGUCAAAUUGGAGGAGCUCUCGGUUACAUGGCUACAGAGACGAGUACCCUGGUUUCUCUAUGGAGCAUUUGGAACUUCCUUGGUCGAUUCGGCAGCGGCUACAUCUCCGAUUACUUCCUCCAUAAUAAAGGUUGGCCGCGGCCUUUAUUCAUUUCGCUGACACUCAUGCUCAUGAGUGCUGGUCAUGCACUCAUCUCGACUGGCCUUCCAGGUUCUCUGUACAUGGGUUCUGUGCUGGUCGGCAUCUGCUAUGGCUCUCAGUGGGCACUGAUGCCUAGCAUCACAUCUGAAUUAUUUGGACUCAGGCACUUCGGCACCAUCUUUAAUACUAUAGCGAUUGCAAGUCCAGUCGGAUCAUAUAUCCUCUCUGUUAGAGUCGUGGGAUACAUCUACGAUAUGGAAGCUUCAAAGUCCUCAGGCGCACACGAGUGCUUGGGCCAACAUUGCUUCAUGCUAUCCUUCAUGAUCAUGGCUUUGGUGACCAUUCUAGGUUCCAUUGUCGCAUUGAUUUUGUUCUACAGGACUAGAAGGUUUUAUGAGCAGGUUGUAUAUGUAAAGCUUCAAAGUUCUCUAGUCCAGUAGAAUCAUAUAUCCUCGCUGCGAAGAGCUGUUGAAGUUCCCGGGCACGCACAAGUGCUCGGGGAACAUUGCUUUCGACUGUACUUCGAAGUUCAUGGCAUGUGUGAGCCUUCUUGUUUCACAACCUUGUGGGGAUGAAUAAUGUGUAUUUUAACUAUGGAUUCAUGAAGGUUUCAUGUAUAUUGUAUAUUCUAAUGCGAGAGGGAUGAAGUAUCCUUUUAGCCA
Zingiber officinale is the source of this 1909-nucleotide messenger RNA. Its product is annotated as protein NUCLEAR FUSION DEFECTIVE 4-like. Bases 62 to 1687 code for a protein of 541 amino acids. Gene Ontology annotation, molecular function: transmembrane transporter activity. The record is from RefSeq and is a predicted model, not a curated record. The transcript has 2 exons. Gene Ontology annotation, biological process: transmembrane transport. Gene Ontology annotation, cellular component: membrane. NCBI's taxonomy places the organism in Eukaryota, Viridiplantae, Streptophyta, Magnoliopsida, Zingiberales, Zingiberaceae.